AUGAGAAAUCACACAGUGGUGACCAAAUUCAUCCUGCUGGGGAUCCCUGAGACACAGGGCCUCCAGAGGACACUUCUGUACCUGUUCUCUGCGUUGUAUUUAUGUAACCUCUUGGGAAAUGUGCUCAUCUUCGCCACAAUCAUCUGCUCUCCACGGCUUCACACCCCCAUGUAUUUUUUCUUGGGAAACCUCUCCAUCUUUGACCUGGGAUUCUGUUCCACAACCGCUCCCAAGAUGCUCUGCUACCUUUCAGGACAGAGUCGAGCCAUCUCUUUCCAGGGCUGUGUUGCUCAGCUCUUCUUUUACCACUUCCUGGGCUGCACAGAGUGUUUCCUGUACACGGUGAUGGCCUGUGACCGCUUUGUGGCCAUAUGUUUCCCGUUGAGAUACACGGUCAUCAUGAACCACAGGGUGUGCUCUGCCUUGGCCGUGGGGACCUGGAUGAGCGGCUGUGUCCACGCCUCUCUCCUCACCUGCCUCACCUUCCAGUUACCCUACUGUGGCCCUAACCAGGUGGACUAUUACUUCUGUGACAUUCCCGCAGUCUUAUCUCUAGCCUGUGCUGACACAUCUCUAGCCCAGACGGUAGGUUUCACCAACGUUGGUCUUCUGUCUCUCAUCUGCUUUUCUCUCAUCCUCGUCUCCUACGUGCGCAUUGGCAUCUCCAUCUCCAAAAUUCGGUCCACAGAAGGCAAGCAACGUGCCUUCUCGACUUGCAGUGCCCACCUUGCUGCGAUUCUGUGUGCUUAUGGACCAGUGAUCAUCAUCUACUUACAACCGAAUCCCAGCCCCUUGCUUGGUGCCAUAGUUCAGAUCUUGAACAACCUUGUCACCCCCACACUGAACCCAUUGAUUUACAGCCUGAGGAACAAGGAUGUCAAGUCAGCGCUGAGUAGCAUGUUCCCCAAGAGAUGCUGCUCUCCGGAAAAUCAAUGA
Molecule: messenger RNA, 936 nt
Organism: Ochotona princeps (American pika)
Lineage: Eukaryota; Metazoa; Chordata; Mammalia; Lagomorpha; Ochotonidae
Product: putative olfactory receptor 10D4
Exons: 1
Coding region: 1-936 (311 amino acids)
Biological process (GO): G protein-coupled receptor signaling pathway
Cellular component (GO): membrane
Molecular function (GO): G protein-coupled receptor activity; olfactory receptor activity
Source: RefSeq, a predicted model, not a curated record